CUUCAUAGUUCAUGCCAGGAUCCAAAAAAAAAAAAAUAGAUCUCCAAUAAUAAUAACUUGACAUUUGUCCGGCAUUUGUCAUUCUUUAUUAUUGUUGUUAAAAAAUAAACUCCAAAAAAGUUCUAUGUAAUAAUUUAAAAUCCAAUUGUUUCAAAGUGUAUGUAUUUAAUUAAUAAUCAAUAAUAUUAUCUAAACAAGUGCAUGAGAUAUAAAAACUAUGUAAAUAUUAAGUCAACGUUUUUUCAACCACAUAACGUAUUGUUGCCGGGAUCAACAAUUAUUUAAAAUCAAAUAGAACAAUAAUUGAUUGCUGUCAUUGAUGAAUAAAUUAUCCUAAAAGACUAAAUUCCUGAUGCUGCAUGAUGACAUGUAGAUGAUAUUAUUGAUAUAAAUAUAAAUUUGAAGAAUAUAAACAACAAUAAUAGUGUGAUAAUGGUGGAGGAAAAUAGUGAUGCAAAAUUGGCAGGUCCACUGUCACCAAGGAGUCCAGUGACAGCUGUCAAACCACCAAGUCCAAGAUCACCACCAAGACCACCACGUAAAAUAAAAUUGACUGAUCAACAACUUGAGACAAUAACGAAGGAGGAAUUAGCAGCAAAGUGGCGUGAACAGGAUUUGUAUGUGGAGUGUCUCGAGAGCCAGACGGCAACCCAGGAAGGUAUUGAGAUUAAAAGACUAGAACGAGACAAAUUGUCUCGUUCAAAAAACAAAAAAAUUGAAAAACUUAUCAAAUUAUUAUUGUUUUGAAUCGGAUUUAAAUAAUAUAUUAUCGGUGAUUUAUCAAUAAUAAUAUCGGACCAUUUAGACAAUUAAUUACAUUAUGUUUGACACUUUAAUGAACCAUUUAUGUCGUUCAAAUGGUUUCAUAUAAAAACUUGUCAAGCAACAAGUUUUAAUAUCCAAAACUUAGAUUAAAAUUUUUCGCUUAUAAAGUGAUGAUUGUGUUUAAUUUUAUUAUUGAGCAAUUAAUUAUGUGACGAGUGUGAAAAAUAGUGAAAAUAAAAAAAAGAAAUUCUAAUUUUAUCAUUGUUAAUAAUAUCAAUUGAUACAAGUGAUUUUUUAUUUAACAAAAGUGAAAAUAUUAUUACACAUUUGUUAGUCAUUAAAAGGUUUAAGUCAGUGUGAUGAUGUGGUUUUUUUGGGUUGUCUUUUUUUUCUUUCAAUCAAAGAAGAAAUAUUUUUCUAUUUUACUAUUAUUGUAAUUUGUUAGUUGUUAAUUUUUAAAUGAAAAUGUAUUACACCAAGUAUCAACGAAAUCAUCUUGUUAAAUACUUUAUGGAGCAGUCAGGAUAGUCUAUCAACUAAUUCUCUACCAAUAUGUCCGAAUAAUUAUAAAUAUUAUUAAAUUCUUCUUCAUGGACCAGCUUAUCUCUUUUUUUCCAUUAAUUUUUUUGAGAAAAACACGAAUAAGGUGGACAUGAUUAUGACUUACGAAUUCAAUAUACCAGGAGAAAUAUCGAGACUGAAGAAGUCUGAGGAAAAAUAUCGGCUGAAAUACAGUGAGUCUUCACACAGAGAAAAAAUUCUUGUCCGGAGAUUAGCUUCUAAAGAACAGGAACUCCAAGAAUAUGUGAAUCAAAUAACAGAAAUGAAAGCUGCCCAGGCACCAACUGCAUUGGCUCUUCGAUCAGCUCUAUUGGAUCCUGCUGUUAAUAUUUUAAUACAAAAACUUCGACAAGAAUUAAUAACAACAAAAGCUAAAUUAGAAGAUACACAAAAUGAAUUGAGUGCUUGGAAAUUUACACCUGACAGUAAUACGGGAAAAAGACUAAUGGCUAAAUGUCGACUUUUGUAUCAAGAAAAUGAAGAACUUGGCAGGAUGAUUGCAAGUGGAAGAAUUGCUAAACUUGAGGGUGAAUUGGCGUUACAAAGAAGUUUUAGUGAAGAAGUCAAAAAAUCACAAUCAGAACUUGAUGAAUUUCUUCAAGAUCUCGAUGAAGAUGUAGAAGGUAUGCAAAGUACAAUUUACUUUCUCCAGCAAGAAUUACGAAAAGCUCGAGAAUCUGUGACUCUUCUUCAGCAAGAAAAUUUAUCAUUAAAAUCAAAUACAAAUGAAAUAAGUCUUCCAAAUGGUCUGUCUCCUCAUACACCUCCAACAAAGAAAGAAGAAGAUGAAGAGAAUAAAGAAUGUAAAUCUCCAUCAAUUAAAUUAGUUAAAUCUAAUAUGAUAAUUAAAAUGGAAGUAGAUAGUGAAGAAAGAUGUGAUAAUGUCAAAUCUUCACUUGUAUCAAUUGAAAAAGUUGAAAAAAAAUCUGAGAUUGCUUCUUGUUCCGAAGAGUCUAAACAUAAAGACAAAAAUUCAAGUGACUCUUCGACAUCGGUAAUAAAUGUCAAAGACGAGGAACUUGUUGACAAAAAAGAUUUGGAAAAAGUUAAAAAUAAUGACAACAAAAUUGAUAAAAAUAUAGUUGAAGGUGAAGAAGAUGACGAUGAUGACGACGACGACGACGACGAUGAUGAUGAUGAUGACGACGAUGAUAAAGAUGAUGACGAUGAAGAAGAUGACGAUGACGACGACGACGAUGAUGAUGAUGAUGAUGAUGAUGAUGAUGAUGAAGAAGAAGAUGACGAUGACGACGACGAUGAUGAUGAUGAAGAAGAUGAUGAUGAUAAAGAUGAAGGUGAAAAUAAAGUUUCUUCAAGUAUAUUAAAAACUCAAGAUGGUGAUAAAUCAUUGAUUACAAGUGGGGCUACUGAAACAAAUGGGGGUGAUGAAACGAAAACAGGUUUAAUUAAGGGUAGGGAACGGACAAAAAGAGACUCUUGUGAUCGAGGUAGUGAUAAUGAAUUGGAUACAGUGUUAAAAAAAAAAAGACGUGAAAGUGUAUUAUCACUAGACUACAAUGAGGCAAACGAUGAUACCCUCGUUAUUACAAACACCGAAAAAAUUCAAAGUGAUGUUGAAUAAACUAUAAGUUAUAGCAACUCUCGUUAAACCUUUUAUAUUUUGUUUUUCUCCAUUCCUUGUUUCGAAAAAUUACAUCGAAAAUAAUUAAUAUCAAUCAAUUGAUACAAAAGGAAUUUAAAAGAAAAAAAAUAAUCCAUUUGAUAUUUAUCCGAACAACUUGUGUAAAGUUAAACAAUAAAUAAUAAUUAUAUAUCUAAAAAAAUUAUUGAAAAAAAAAUUUGAUAACAUUACAGUACAAUAUACAAUAUUGUUGUGUUUGAAUUUGAAUAGAAAUUGAUAAAUAUUCAAAGAAACAAAAAAAUAUAGUCAAAGGAAUUGAUAUUCGAAAAUAAAUCUUUUUUUUUUUUUUUUUGUCGACUACUGAUUCAAUAUGAUGACAAUUUCUUAUUAAAACAAAAAAAUGUAUAAUAAAGAUCUUGUAGAAAAAUUGUAUAAAGACUUUAUCAAAAUCAAAUUCUAUUUUUAUCUUUUACCUUCAUCUUAUAAUUAUUAUUUUACGACUUAAACUGUACAUAUAGAAGAAAAAGAAAAAAAAAAUUAAACAAUUGAUAUUUAAGCAAGUUGAUGUUGUCAUUUAUCAAACCAUUUUGUGUCAACUUUUAUUUCUCUAAAGAUAAUUUAAACAAUUUUUUUUAUUGAUAGAAAUUUAUGUCUGUAUCCUGUCGAUAAUUGAUUUAACAACAAUAUCUAUUUUAUUGAAUUAAAUAUCUUUUUGGUGCGAAAUUCAUUGUAUAUAAUUAAAUUAUAAUAUUAAAAUUGAUAAGGCUGAUCGUGAUAUACUAUUAUAAUAAUUGUGUGACGCUGUUGGAGAGAAUCAAUUAUCAGUGCUUUGAUUACACAUGUGGCUUCAAUAAAUACUAAGUGUCAAUAGUCAUUUUAGAAAUGAUUUUAAUGAACUGGCAUUGAGUAAGUUUCAUGGAUCGACUUAAAGUCAACAUUUGUGUUGAUAUAGAUGGUGAAUCUCUGGUGAAAAUACUUCUCUAACUUCCUUCUUAAUUACUCCGAAAUUUGUAUUUUUUUUUUUCGAAAAAAUAAGUUUCUCCCAAUUUACGAGCUCUUUUCUUAUCAAUUUAUUUCAAUUCACUCUAUUUUUCUCCACAAAAUCCAAAAAACAACUUUAUAAUUGAAAAAAAAAAUGAAGUAAACAAGAAAAAAAUAUUUUUACCAAAUUUAUAUAUGAAAAAAUGAAUCAGAAAAAUUU
This is a messenger RNA of Aphidius gifuensis, 4109 nucleotides long. It is a transcript of the gene fl(2)d, whose product is annotated as nucleolin-like. Gene Ontology annotation, biological process: regulation of alternative mRNA splicing, via spliceosome. Gene Ontology annotation, cellular component: nucleus. The record is from RefSeq and is a predicted model, not a curated record. The coding region runs from base 1418 to 2908 and encodes 496 amino acids. NCBI's taxonomy places the organism in Eukaryota, Metazoa, Arthropoda, Insecta, Hymenoptera, Braconidae. The transcript is spliced from 6 exons.